Molecule: messenger RNA, 2461 nt
Organism: Schizosaccharomyces japonicus yFS275
Lineage: Eukaryota; Fungi; Ascomycota; Schizosaccharomycetes; Schizosaccharomycetales; Schizosaccharomycetaceae
Product: ubiquitin-protein ligase E3
Exons: 1
Coding region: 279-1997 (572 amino acids)
Biological process (GO): protein ubiquitination
Molecular function (GO): zinc ion binding
Source: RefSeq, a predicted model, not a curated record
CACUGCCACUAAUAACCUUAAUUCUCUCCACCAAAUAAUGUUUGCGGCCACCUAUGCCUGAUACAAACCUGCCGCCAAACCUGACUUUUAUCCACCGACUCCCAAACAUUCUUUUCUAUAUCCUGCUGCUGCUGGAUUUCCAGACAGCAAAUAUACAAAAAUUAUACGAUAAUUUAUCACCUGAAUUCAAUCCUACGCUGCAAGUUUUGUUUAAUUGCUGAAAAAGUCAGUAACAGUGAGGCCAAAAGUUUCCGUUUUUGGCAGACUAAAAUUAACCAAUGGGACAAUAUAAUUCAAUUCCAUCGUCCCCAGCUCGUUCGAGGAAUGAAAGCUCUCAAAGAGAGGAGGCUGCUGAGCACGAUAAUAAUAUAGUCUCAGGAAGUCGAGUCCGAGAUCGGCAUAGUAAUGGAUCGAGAGGUUUAUGGAAUAGAAUUCUUUCAUUUCAACGAUACUUCGGGCUUUCUUCUUCCUCGCGGCAGACGCAGAGAUAUGCGCAUUCCAAUGAUAAUAGGCAACCAUUUCGGAGUGCACUCAAUCACCAACGUUCUUCAUCUAUGCGCUCACUAAGCCCGCGAAACUCAAGAAUGAAUACCGAUUCCACUUCACGUCGCAAUGCUCAUGCGCUCUUGAGUUUACAGUCUGCUCAGCAAGACUUUGAGCACGCGGAACGCCGUUUCCGUGACAGUAUCUAUGCAUUAUAUGAGCCCGAUCGUGACCUUGAUGCCCGGCGUUUGCGCCAUCAGCAACAGCGUCUUCAGUACUCUUCAGCUAGGGAACCAGCUGAAGUUGACGAUCACACAAAUCCUGUGAUGGGAAACGACUCUAUGUUGCCGACAUCCUCUGAGAUUCAAAAUCAAACAAACCAAGGAGACAAUGCCUGGUCCCGUGUUACUUCUAAUCUAUUUAAUUCCACUAUGCAAGAAAACCAACCAGAACGCAUAUCUCUGCAGCCAGGGGAGAAUCAAAUGGCAAUUUUGUCCCGGUUACUUUCUGUUUUUGCGUCUGCCACCGCAUCGACACUAAUUAAUUCCGACAACAACUCUACAAACCCUGUAAAUUCAAAUAACGGCUUCUCGGAACCGAGCGUCAAUUUGGACAAUGCCGAGCCUGGUGAAACACGAUUUGGUGAUGAAUCAUUUGAGCAGUUUCUUCUUGCUCUUCGGGAGGGAAGACUUAUUGAUGCUAUGCACUCUGACAAUGAUACCGGUCAUGGUCCUGCAGCUGAAAAUUUUGACGAGAACAAUCCUGCUACACCUCUUAACUUCUUCCGUGUGUUUCGAUUCGACAAUACUCGCCAUGAAGAAGCAGGUCAGCGGGAAGUGCCAGUGAUAAUUGUCGCUGUCCGAGCAGUGCAACCGACUGAUGCUGAAGCGACACCAUCCAACGUUAAUAUCAAUUCUACGCGACCUUCACCCAUGGAAGAACAGAGUGAUGCACAGGCCGACCAACAGCAAUUGCCUUCUUCAUCUUCCGACGAAAAUAAUGGUGCUUACUCCUCCAUAUUUCCUCAAAGCUCGAGUACCGGUCUACAAGGUACACAACCGAACGGUUCAUUGGAGUCUGAUGAAGCUGCGGUUAUGAGUGAAGUAACAGAUGAGGGCUAUGUCUCUCGAAGUUGGGUAAUUUACAUAAUUGGUGCAAAUUACCCAGAAAACCAUCCACUUUUGUCUGCUCCUUCGUUAUUUACGGAUUCACCAACUUACGAAGAUAUGCUUUUGCUAAACUCUAUGUUGGGAACGGUUAAGCCAUCUAUUGCUACACAGCAAGAUAUGGAUCGUGCCGGUGGUGUUUUCACUGUUUCGACUUCGGAUGAACGCUGUCUUGUUUGUCUCUCUGAAUUUCAAAAUGGAGAAGAGUGUCGGCGCCUUCAGAAUUGUAAACACUUUUUCCACCGCGAAUGCAUUGAUCAGUGGUUGACAACCAGUCAAAAUUCUUGUCCGUUGUGUCGUAUGAAGGGAGUUAAUGUGGCCGAAUCUACGACUGUCCCAACUCCGUAGUACGUGUACUCGUACAGUGUUAAGUUUCUUUUUCACUUCCGAGAAAACUCGUCUACAACAUAAAUGACUCUACAUGUCACUUCGACGUGGCCAUGUUCUUUUAUUAUUUGUGUAUCUUGCAUUGUUUUCCUUGUCCCUCUGUUAUCUGGAAUUAGAAAAGUGUUUGGAUCGUCAAAAAUGACACACUGCUGUGUAUUUUUGUCGUUGAGUUACGCAACCAGUUUUUCUCCAUAGCUAUGUUCUCUGCGAUUUUAUGAUUACUUCAUUUCUUGAUUAUUUCAUACUUUAUGAUUAUACGUAUGUUUAUUUAUGUGCCCCACUUUUCGAUAAACCUCUCAUUUAGUUUUUCUCGAUUUGUAGUAUGGAUAUGUACUUUAGCAGUGAUUUUGCUGCUUACAACGGAUACGAGUCUAUUGCUAAGUAGCACACGAUGUCGCAUUACAUAGUCGUAGUAAUAAGGUCAG